AAUUCAAAAGUGAAAAAAAAAAUCGAAAAAGAAAAAAGAAAUCAGUUGGUGUGGGUUCGUAUACAGAUUACAGACGACUGCAACUCGCACUCACGGUAGGAGCUCAAAAGUACGCCGCGCAGUGAAAGGCCGAGCAAGAUGAUCGGAGUCGGGAAAAUCAAGCAAUACUCCAAUGUCCUCGAGAGGCCCCUUGGCAAGGGAAAACAAGAGGUCAGUUUGAGCGCGUUUGCGUUCUUGUUUUCCGAGCUUGUUCAGUACAGUCAGACUCAAGUCGACAAUAUAGCAGAGCUGGAAAGAAGGUUAGAGGAUGCUGGCUAUGCUGUUGGAGCUAGGGUUCUGGAACUUCUUUGUCACAGAGAGAAGGGCAACAGAAGGGAGACAAGGCUGUUGGGUAUUUUGUCUUUCAUACACAGCACAGUGUGGAAGGUGUUGUUUGGAAAGGUGGCUGACUCUCUCGAGAAAGGCACUGAGCAUGAAGAUGAGUACAUGAUUAGUGAGAAGGAACUUCUUGUCAACAGGUUUAUUUCGGUACCCAAAGAUAUGGGUGCAUUUAAUUGUGGUGCAUUUGUUGCUGGAAUUGUGAGGGGAGUCUUGGAUAACUCAGGGUUUCCAGCUGUUGUAACAGCUCAUUUUGUACCUGUCGAUGGACAACAGAGACCGAGGACAACCAUUUUAAUUAAAUUUUCUGAAGAGGUUUGGUGUAGCAAAAAAGUUACUCAGUUUGUGUAUAGCGCAAGUACUACAGCGAGAAGCAAGAUUAGGUUGACCCUGAUUCAUGAUUCUGGAAAGCUGUUUUUACACCAACCGUUGGCUGAAAAAUCGUGCUGUUAGCCAGCAAAGGUCCCGACAUAUUUGACGGCUUAUGACAACUUGGCUUUUUAUGACCAUGGUCUGAUAAUAUAUUGUGUCAUAUUAUUUGCAUAAUAUGGUGACUUGAAGCUUUUCUUGAUUGUCUGAAAACUUGUCUGUAAUCUUCUUUGGUAAAGAUUUUUUUUUUUUUUGGAACUCUUCAUCUUCCCCCAGGAGAGCAAAGACUUGAAAAUUGAAAUAUGCUUUCUGAGAAAGUCAAUCUUGACAUUUUUGAAACAACAGCAAUUCAUCAAAGACUCAUCAAUUCACUUGACAGCAAUUCAUCACAAAGAGACUCAUCAAUUCAUCUUACAGCAGUUAAAACAACUUGAGGGAAGAAAAUAUGUAACUAAGCGGCUCGAAAAUCAUCAAGUAGAGAAAUUUACAU
Striga asiatica is the source of this 1237-nucleotide messenger RNA. The record is from the annotation of a GenBank genome assembly. NCBI's taxonomy places the organism in Eukaryota, Viridiplantae, Streptophyta, Magnoliopsida, Lamiales, Orobanchaceae.